Molecule: messenger RNA, 1071 nt
Organism: Linnemannia hyalina
Lineage: Eukaryota; Fungi; Mortierellomycota; Mortierellomycetes; Mortierellales; Mortierellaceae
Source: the annotation of a GenBank genome assembly
AUGGAUCUUCAACAGCACUACGAGCAAGUCCACCAGCAAUGGCUUACGGAUCAACAACAGCAGCAGCACAACCAGCAGCUCUAUGCACAGCACCUCCAACAACAGAACGCUGGCAGGACUACACCCGAUCUGCAUCGAAAGCGAGGUCUGGCCAACGAGUCGGACGAGUUCAUGGGCAUCAAGAAACGCAAUAUGGGCUCUGAGGCAACGGCUCAGGGUAUGUUUGGCUAUCCGGAAACAGGAGCAGAUAGCCCUGGAUCGAUCAUGUCGGCAGAAGGGGGAAUAGGGGCACAAGCACAGGCGGGCUACUUUGAUCAGCAGCCAUACUUCUCCGGCUCUUCCUCAGCAGCGACCAGUCCUCACCAGGGUAUCGGACUCUACCAUCAGCAACAAAUUCAGCAAGCCAACACCUCUGCGCCCUCCACACCUGCGACCAAUCUUGGCAGCAGCAACAACACCAACAACGGUGGUCAAUCUUUGUUGUCGAGGUCCCCGGGCAGUACGUCGAUCUGGGGUUCUUUGGCACAAGGCUCGCAUUCUAGCCCACCCACCCCAAGUGCGGCAUCUAUUGCAGGACGGACGACAGGAAUGGCAGCCAACAUGGUCGCCUCGAACCUGAUAUCUGGAAGUAAUGGUGCUGAUGGAGGAGACUUCCAGAAGCGACUGUUGGAGGAGCAGCAGCAGUUGCAUGAUGCUCAGCAGCAGGAACAACAGAAGCUUCAGAUGGCACAGCAAUGGGAGCUUGAGCAGAUGCAGCGGCACCAGCACGAAGUCCAGCAGACUAAGGCACAGCAACCACAGCAAAUGCAGUUUCUACACAGUCCUCCCUCAGCGGCGCCUAUUCAUCACGACCAUAACGAUCCAGCGACUUGGGGAAGUUACAACAGUGUCCCCGCGGCAGUUGGAGGAGCAGGACAGUUUACGGGAUACUUGGGCGGGUAUGGCAAGGGAUAUACACCAUCGUCGAUUGGAGGCGUGGCGGCUUUGGCUGCGGCCUCUGCGAUGGCUGCAAGUCGACACACACCAACGAAUGGGCACCGUGGUGAUUCUGGCAUGGAUAUGGACUUUUAG